Messenger RNA from Aspergillus fijiensis CBS 313.89, 363 nucleotides. RefSeq lists its product as uncharacterized. The coding region runs from base 44 to 331 and encodes 95 amino acids. Lineage: Eukaryota; Fungi; Ascomycota; Eurotiomycetes; Eurotiales; Aspergillaceae. The record is from RefSeq and is a predicted model, not a curated record. The transcript has a single exon.
UUCGCGAGGCUUGCGUGACUUUCUUAGAAAUGAUCAAUACCAAAUGCUGAAGAAAUUGAAUCAGGAAGUCCCCAUCAAGUAUCUUUUUGUCAAUCGGGCACGACUGCGGAUGCCCGACCUGAGUGAUCGCCUUCGAGGGACCUUGUGGUGGAUCUUCAAUAUGGUCAGCCGUGGUGAUAUGCCAAUUGCGAUCGGAUCAGAGCUAAGCGAUCUUCGAUGCAAGGCAGUCGACGCGGUCACUCUGGAAUUUGAACACGAUGAACAAGAUACGGGAGCAGAGACAGAGCGGAAGUUGAUCUUGAGAUCGAUUGCAAGAGCGGUUGAGCGUUGACACUUCCAUCACAUAGUUAGUGUUAGGUAGAG